GCGCUGAUGGAGUCUCAGCAGCCCGCUGUGCUCCCGACGCUGGGGGCGCCCCUUGCGCCUCCUCCGCCGCCGCCGCCGCCAGUCGAAGGGGCGGCCGCCCCCCCGGCCGCGGCGCCGGCGGCGGAGGGGCCGCCGGUCACGAAGCGCCAGCGCUCGUCGCCGGGCGGGCAGGGGCUGGCACCGGGCCCCGCCGAGGAGCGGCCAGAGGAGGACCAGGCAUUCGAGGACGAGUGGGCGGACACGUUUGCGUUGAUGCAUGGAGGCGGCCUGGAGAAGCGCGCAGGCGAGUACGCCGAGUCGUUGGCAUCUUUAAAGAGGCAGAUGGAGAGCCUGAAGCGCAAGCGCGCCGCGGCGGCCUCGGCCUGCUCGCAGCUCCUGCACACCGCGCACCGGGAGGCCCUGCAGGCGCACCUGAAGGCGCUGCUCGCCGCCGCCUCCGCCUCCGCCGGCCACGGUGUCGCUGCUGCGGCCUCCGAAACAGUUGGGCGCUUGCUGCCAGGGGUGCCCGCGCCGUCUUGCGCCGGCGCAGCGGGCGAGCCAGGCGAGCUGCAGCCCGCCGCGGUGACCGUGAGCAUCGGUAUACCGCAGCCUGGAGUCACCUUGGAGCCGCCCAGUCAGCCCCAGGCGCUCGCCGCCGCGGAGGCGAGGGCGCCCACACCGCGGGCGCCGGCCCACGGGCCCCCUCCGCCGGAGGCGUCGCGGGCAGCCGCCACCGCCGCCGCCCCGGCGGUUCCGCAGAGGCCCGCGAAGGCGGCCGGGCCGAAGGCCCCAGCGCCGAAGGCGGCCGCGCCCGCGGGCGCGGCCGCGGCCGCCAAGCCCGCGGAGGCCAACCUCGUCUACGUCGGUGGGCUGCCUGAGGGCAUCGACGAGGCCAUGUUCCGCGCGCUCUUCGGGCGCUACGGGGGCAUCAAGUCCGUCAAGCUGGUCCCCGCGAAGAGAUUGGGCUACGUGCGGUAUGGCAGCAAGAAGGAGGCGAAGUCGGCCAUCGAUGCGCUCAACAACUUCGAGGCCAACGGCGUGAAACUCGUCGUGAGGCACGCGGAAGCGGAGCAGAAGCCUCCGGGAGGCCCGCAGGGCGCGCCGGUCGUCGUGGCGUGA
Prorocentrum cordatum is the source of this 1098-nucleotide messenger RNA. The record is from the annotation of a GenBank genome assembly. NCBI's taxonomy places the organism in Eukaryota, Dinophyceae, Prorocentrales, Prorocentraceae.